Molecule: messenger RNA, 1317 nt
Organism: Schistocerca cancellata (South American locust)
Lineage: Eukaryota; Metazoa; Arthropoda; Insecta; Orthoptera; Acrididae
Product: cilia- and flagella-associated protein 36
Exons: 8
Coding region: 33-1043 (336 amino acids)
Cellular component (GO): ciliary base; axoneme
Source: RefSeq, a predicted model, not a curated record
UGCCGACGUCAACAUUCAGCAGACUUCCGAUUAUGGCAGCGGAGGACACUUCAUGGGUAUUCGACUCCCUGGUGGGUUUCCUCCAAGGGCCCAUCUGGAACGCUCCCGUGCUGACGUUCAUCGAGCAGAAAUGCGCAAUUUUCGACACAGGAGACACAGAGCACGAAGAAGAAUAUCGAAAGGUUCACGAUGAAUACAAAGACUUGGUAGAUGUUAUGCUCCAAAGUCACAUGGAAGAUAUUGGUAUUACUCCAGAACAAUUCGAAGAAGCUUGCGGUCAGAGGAAUAUCGGAAAAGUGAACUUCCACGAGAGCCUUUUUGAACAAGUGUGGGCUGCCAACGAUUACGAAAUCUUCAAACGAAUGAUGAUACAGAAGAAUUUGGAGUUACAAUUACAAGCAUUGGAGAUGAUUCAGCAAAAAUAUGGUAUCACUCCACAAUCGUAUUUACCCGAUGACGAAACAAAAUUGCCUGCAGAAGAAGCACAAAUCAUGGAAGAGGUUUUGAAGAAGACGGUGGAGGAGUACAAGGCGGCCAGCGCCAUUGCCGACGAGGGGACGCGCGAGUUGGAGCAGAGCCUCAUUUCGGAGGAGCGGCAGCGCCUGGAGGCGGAGUGCCGGCGCGAGAAGAGCCUGCUGCAGUCGGCCAUCCUGCAGACCGCGGAAGCUGACGCCGAGGUACCAGAGGCGGACCGGGCACCUGCUGGCGAAACGAUCAGCAAUACUGCGGUAGUGCAGGAAGAUAGAGUGGACGCGGAGGAGGUGGCGCGCCGCCAGCAGUACCUGCGCGCGCAGCGGGACAAGCUGCUGCUGCUCAAGAAGCAGGAGCGCGAGAAGAAGCUGCGCGCCGCAGCGGCCGGCAGCGCCGAGCGGCCGCGGUCCGCGCGGGCCGCCAGGGCGGCGCUGUCGUCGGGUGGCGCCAGCGCCGGUGGCGCCAGCUGCGCGCCUGACGGCGACAAGGCCGGCGGCGCAGACAGCGCCAACUUGCAGGUGCGCCGCGCGCUGGCGCGCAGGCUCAAGUCCGAGGUGGUGGGCGCGCCGUAGGGCCGCGUCCUGCUGCCGUCGUAACUCUCUAAUACGUGGCUCCCUUUCUUUCAAAAUGCGUAAAAGUUUUAUUCUUUGAAACAUCAUCAGCCACAUGUGAAGAUACCGAUUUCAGCGACGUGCAUCACAUACAAGGUGUUUAUAAAGUACCAUCGCUAUUCCUGCAACAAAAUUUGAGUAAAAACAUCUGUACUUAAACCAUUAUCAGGGUCAGUUACUCUUGAUGGCCCCUGGUAUCUGUAUAGUCAGAAACUUACUGGCAGAUUAAAACUGU